This is a messenger RNA of Hippocampus comes (tiger tail seahorse), 1716 nucleotides long. It is a transcript of the gene atxn10, whose product is annotated as ataxin 10. Gene Ontology annotation, biological process: neuron projection development. Gene Ontology annotation, cellular component: cytosol. The transcript is spliced from 11 exons. The record is from RefSeq and is a predicted model, not a curated record. Bases 30 to 1487 code for a protein of 485 amino acids. NCBI's taxonomy places the organism in Eukaryota, Metazoa, Chordata, Actinopteri, Syngnathiformes, Syngnathidae.
CUCGCCCAACACGCGUCAAGCAAGAAAACAUGGCAGCUGCUAGCAACCCAGACGACUUUUCGGCGUCUAUCGCGCGUAUUUUGAAUGAAAAACACUGCCGCGAACACUUGGAUGCUCUCCAAACGUUUACGGCCGCGUUACGGGACCAUACAUACAGGGAUGUUGUGGACAGAGAGUGUUUCUCCACUCUUCUGAAGCUCAUAUCCCGACUAAGCGACGAGCUCAAAGCUGCCAGCGGCGCCCAUCAGGACCUGAAAUCCACCGCUUUGCACCUGCAGCUCGCCGCCGAGUGCUUCCGGGCUUUGAGGAACUCCUGCGUGCAAAGUGCUCGCAACCAGAGCCUCGUCAGGGAACUUGGUUUUGUUGAUGUUUCCAUUCAACUCCUGAGAUUCCUUCACGCAAAUUCAAAGAGCGGGCUUGGCAUUUUUGAGUCUCUGCGUUGUGCGAUCCAGUUUCUUGGCAAUCUAUCCGUGGGGAACCAAAAGUGCAAAGAUGACAUUUGGCGGCUGAGUUUUCCAGGACUGCUCUUGCAGCUGCUCAACGUGGACGACGAGAAGACGGUGAGCUACGCCUCCAUGGUGCUCCACACGUGCUUGGAUGAAAACAAGGUGGAAGAAGUGGCCGAGCUGCAGAACAUCCAGCUGGCGCUCAGGGUGAUGGCGCUCUGCCAAACCCAGCCCGAGCUGGACUGGACGGUCCUCAUUGCAACUCAGCAUUUUCUCAAGUCUUCAGCUCUGGUUGAAAACAUGUACUUUGCAAUGUCUCCCUCUGAAAGGCUGACCCUCUUAGAGCUGAUCUCUGCCCAGCUCAGUGGCGGCGAGUCGCUGGAUAGCGGCAUCCCGCCCGGCGUGGCCCGUUUCCUCGCCUCCUCCUUCCAGAAAGGUUGCGGAGCCGUGCUGAGCCUCGCCACCGGCUCUGCCUCCAGUGAUGAGGUUCUGCAGGAGGCGCUGACGGUGAUCAGUCUGCUGGACGUGCUGUGUGAAAUGACAUCACACCAAGGGCAGUUCAUGUUCCUCCAGGACCAUCCGGACCUCCUGGUGACCACCGUAGAGCUCCUGAAACAGGUUCACACCAUCGGAAAGAGCAGUGAGAACAUCUUCAGCUCGGCUCAGAAUUUUGACUCCCUCGUCGACGCAGAGACGGACCCGUCCGGCCAGUCGCCCGUCGUUAGCUUCAAGGCUCACCUCAUCAGGCUUGUGGCAAACUUGUGCUAUACGCACGCCAACAACCAGAACAAGGUGAGAGAACUGGAAGGCAUCCCCCUCAUUCUGGACAACUGCAGAAUCGACAGCAACAACCCAUUCAUCAGCCAAUGGUCAAUUUUGGCCAUUCGGAACCUCUUCGAUCACAACCUGAAGAACCAGGAGCUGCUUGCCUCUCUGGAGCGCCGCGGCGACGCCGACUACUCUGCACUCAGGGACUUGGGCUUUCGUGUGGAGGAGCGGGACGGCAGCUUGUUGCUCAGACCCACCAAGAAGGAUGCGUGAGGUUCUCAAGGGUGGGGCACAGGUUUGAAAAUUGUGGGAAAGCGAAGUUUAGGGUCAAGGAGCUUUUCGUGAUAUUUUUGAAACCCACAAAAACGGCUAAGCUACGUUCAGAGUUUAUCUGGCUGAUAGCCGGUCAAAUGUGAAUUAAGCAUCAUGUCGCUUAUGCUUUAAGUCGAGAAGACAAUCAAGCAACGACAAUACAGAGAGUCGUUUUGGAACAAUUAAAAAA